This is a messenger RNA of Aspergillus calidoustus, 534 nucleotides long. The record is from the annotation of a GenBank genome assembly. Lineage: Eukaryota; Fungi; Ascomycota; Eurotiomycetes; Eurotiales; Aspergillaceae.
AUGCGCCUCGUGUGCCUUCUCUUUGCCUCCCUCGUGGACCUUGGCGCCGUUGCGAACCCCAUGCGCAAUCACUCAGGACAUCCCCUCAUAUGCCCCAGCCUAAAGACCCAAGAUCGAGGCUGUAUCCGCUACACGCGCGGGUUCGACAUCACAGGCGUCGUAACCGAAGUCGACCUGCACUUCCCGCAGAUUCGGACAGAAUGCGACUGUAUCCAGGCAUGCUUGAACCGGUCCAACACGUGUGCGAACUACGUUUACAAAUUCUCCACACCAGAGUCGGUCAAGUCCGGCCACCGCACAUGCACACUCUACUCCGAUUUCAACCUCCCGGCAAACGUGACCCUGCAGUUUGACCUGGAAAGCUCCAACAAUACUGAAAUCAACGCGUCAGAGAUUAUUGCUGAGGGCAAUAAUCCCCAUAUGGGCGGUCUCGUCUCACAGGCCUUCAAAGAUGUCAAUCUUAACACCACCUGCGAUCCCGAUGCCGUAUCUGGGCCCGUCUGGGCCCUUGAUAAUGGGCAAAUACAGUGCUAA